Brassica oleracea var. oleracea is the source of this 522-nucleotide messenger RNA. Its product is annotated as keratin-associated protein 6-2-like. Lineage: Eukaryota; Viridiplantae; Streptophyta; Magnoliopsida; Brassicales; Brassicaceae. The coding region runs from base 1 to 252 and encodes 83 amino acids. The record is from RefSeq and is a predicted model, not a curated record. The transcript is spliced from 3 exons.
AUGGUGCGCUCUGACUUCACCGGAGUUGGUGUUGGAUUAGGGCUCGGUGUUGGCUGUGGAUUUGGCCUUGGUUGGGUUUUUGGAGGAAUGCCUUUGAAUGUACUAGGCGUUGGUGUUGGUGGUGGUUGCGGUAUGGGUUUAGGCCUCGGUUGGGGUUUCGGGACUGCCUUUGGUAGUCACUACCGAUCAUCUAGACUUACAUUUCAAGGCAUCCAGUUAGGCAAGGCAGAUAACAUGUCCCAAAACACUUAGCAAGUCUUGUCUACCUUCAGUUAUUCGAAUUAUUAAGUCCCAAAUCCCUGAGCUCGGAUUUGACUCUGAAAUCCAAAACCACUUAGAAUUAUCGAAUAAAAAUCCAUAUUUGUAUAACAAAACAUCCACUUACACAAUGUGUCACUCUACGAUGUGUUUACUCGAAUUACUACUGUGUACAGUUGAAAAGUAGUUUUUGCAAAAUCCGUCUCAUUUGAAAAAUCCCGUAGACUUUGCAUUUUAAACUGUAUAAUCACAAAAUGCAACAAA